AUGACAGAGACCAAGCAUAGGGUUUCCUUUGACAGCCCUAUGUCUCCAGCAGCACACCGUUCUCCCCAUGCCCCAAACACCGAUCUCAGCAAACUAUCCUUACCAUACACGACUGACCCGCCUUCUCCCUCGAACCCGGCUCAGCAGAAAGUAUGGCUCAUAUUCGGCGCAACCGGGCACAUGGGCCGGUCCGUGACGAAGGCCGCUCUCGCGCACGACGACAUAGUCGCCGCGGUAGGCCAGUCUUACCAGGACGCGCCGUCGAGCAUGGAAAAGUGGCACGAAGACAAGAAUCGCUAUCUAGGAUUGUUAUGCGACGUGCGCAUCCGCUCCAGUGUCUCCUCCACGAUUGAGAAGACGAUGCAAUGUUUCGGCCGCAUCGACAUCAUCGCAAACUGUUCAGGUUACGGCGUGAUUGGCGCCUGUGAAGACCAAGACGAGCACGAAACCCGAAAUCAGUUCGAAACCAACUUCAUGGGCACGUUGAACAUUAUUCAAUUGUCGUUGCCCUACUUUCGAAAGCGGCAAAACGGAAGGUAUCUCAUUUUCAGCUCAACGAGCGGCGCUCUCGGUGUCCCGGGCCUGGGACCGUAUUGCGCGUCCAAAUACGCCGUCGAAGGGCUGAUCGAAAGCAUGCUCUAUGAAGUUGCGCCGUUCAACAUCAACCUCACUCUGGUAGAGCCCGGUCAUCUGAGACGAGACGAUAAUAUCAAUUUACCGCCGCCGCCGCCGCCGCCGCAACCAGUGUCUCAAACCAACACAUCCGCUCCCAACGCCGCAGGAGCAGCGAUAAAUGGAAAGGGUCAGGCUCGGCCCCAACAACAGAAUCCCAAGCAGACGGACCUUCCCCUCUUUGGACAUUUCAAAGUCGCGCGGCCGUCCUCGCCGUAUUCGACCAAAGAUUCUCCAGCGGCACACACGCAACGCACCCUGCAAUGGAUGGGCGCCAACCAGCCCACCUCGGUGGUCAAAGCCGCCGAACUGGUGUGGCAACUCGGUCACUGUCGCUACCCACCGGUCCGACUGCUCCUGGGCAGUUUCGCCGUCGAGAGCAUCCGCGACCGGCUGAAGAGCAUCAUCGAGGAGAUCGAGGACUGGAAGCACUUGAGCUUCCCGCCCCUGGAAGGGUUCGAGGAGAAGGAAGAUGACGAGGAUGGAGACGAGCAUGACGACGGCGUCAAAGAGGAUGAAGCCGUCGAGCAGGGAGAGGGAGAGGAAGAAGGCGAGGGGGAAGGCGAAGGCGAAGGCGCACCCGCACCCGCACCCGCAGCAGACGGAGAACCCACGCAAGGACAAAAGAAGGACGAAGACGCCGGUAGAGACGCGCAAAUCAAGCUAGAGAGUCAAAUGGACUUGGAUGAGUGA
Cladophialophora carrionii CBS 160.54 is the source of this 1365-nucleotide messenger RNA. RefSeq lists its product as uncharacterized. Lineage: Eukaryota; Fungi; Ascomycota; Eurotiomycetes; Chaetothyriales; Herpotrichiellaceae. The record is from RefSeq and is a predicted model, not a curated record. The transcript has a single exon. The coding region runs from base 1 to 1365 and encodes 454 amino acids.